Capronia coronata CBS 617.96 is the source of this 1068-nucleotide messenger RNA. RefSeq lists its product as uncharacterized. Gene Ontology annotation, molecular function: carboxy-lyase activity; hydrolase activity. The transcript has a single exon. Gene Ontology annotation, biological process: secondary metabolic process. Gene Ontology annotation, cellular component: cytoplasm; cytosol. Lineage: Eukaryota; Fungi; Ascomycota; Eurotiomycetes; Chaetothyriales; Herpotrichiellaceae. The record is from RefSeq and is a predicted model, not a curated record. The coding region runs from base 1 to 1068 and encodes 355 amino acids.
AUGUCGGCUAUAGUCUCUUCUUCAGGACGGCCAACCUUCUCCAAGGCCUCCCCUUUGCUUCGAGGGAAAAUCGCCUUGGAGGAGCAUUCAAUGACCGAUCAUUUCGACGCUACAAAGACAUUGCCGGACUCGGAAAACACCAGCGAACAUGCCUUCAACGACGAAGCGUACAUGAGCGAUGUAGUCAAGCGACUGGCCGACGUGGAAAGCCGCGUCAAGGACAUGGAUGCAUCCGGAAUCGACAUCUCCUGCGUGUCUCUCACUAUGCCCGGGAUCGAGGGGAUCUUUGACGCCCCCACUGCCGUAUCGAUGGCCAGGAAGGUCAACGACCAGCUGCACAAGACGUACCGAACCGGUCCGCAUGCACAUCGGUUCCGUGUCUGGGGAUGUGUGCCGAUGCAAGACCCCGAGGCCGCCGCAGCUGAGGCUGAGCGGUGCAUCAAGCAGCUCGGCUGCUGUGGGAUCCUGAUCAACGGACACAGCAACAUAGGGGGGCCUAAUACCAUCCAGUACCUCGACGAGCCCCAGUGUGAGCCGUUCUGGGCCAAGAUCCACGAGUUGGAUGUGCCGGUCUACCUUCAUCCACGUCUCCCUGCUCCAGACCAGCAACGCGCAUUCCGAGGUUACGACUUUCUCCUGGGCAGCGCGUAUGCCUUUGGUCGGGAGACGGCCGAGCACGCUCUUCGGCUCAUGGUCUCCGGGCUCUUCGACAGGUAUCCCAACUGCAAGGUGAUCCUCGGCCACUGCGGAGAAGGAUUGCCCUUCACUAUCCACCGGGUCGACCAUCGCCUGCGCCACUCACAGCCUGGCAAAUCCGGCCCGCACAAGCAUCCGCUGGCCCAUUAUCUGAAUACGAACUUCUGGGCGACAUGUUCCGGUGUCCAACGCGAGGGCACUUUGCUCGACACCAUUCGGGAGAUGGGCGAGGAACGGGUCUUGUUCAGCGUCGACUAUCCUUAUGAGGACAUGCAGGAAUUGUCCGCAUGGUUCGAUGGGUUGCAGCUGUCUGAGAACACUAGGAAGCGAGUUGGCUUCUUGAAUGCACGGGCAUUGUUGAAAUUGGAUUAA